Molecule: messenger RNA, 1686 nt
Organism: Ramularia collo-cygni
Lineage: Eukaryota; Fungi; Ascomycota; Dothideomycetes; Mycosphaerellales; Mycosphaerellaceae
Product: related to general amidase GmdA
Exons: 5
Coding region: 1-1686 (561 amino acids)
Source: RefSeq, a predicted model, not a curated record
AUGGACAUUGCACAUCCGGCGUGGCAAGUUGCUGCACAAACGAAACAACGGCAGCUCUGGUCGCAGGUUCCCGCAGAAUGGAAGCUCGACGGGGAUGUCGUAGCUGCCAUCGUACACACCAAUGUGAUCAACGUAGUUCCAAUGCAUCUCAGUCCAGCAGAACGCCGAAUCACGGAGCUACCGUUCUGCCGGUUGCUGGAAUGUCUCUCAAACGGCGAAAUCACUGCUCAGGAAGCGCUUUCCGCAUUCGCCCACCGCGCCGUCAUCUCGCACCAAUUUACACGUUGUCUCAGUGAACUCAACCUAAGGGCUGCUCAGCAGCGAGCACGUGAGAUUGAUUCCCACUGGCGGCAGCAUCGCUGCCCGAUAGGACCACUGCAUGGACUGCCCGUAAGCUUGAUGGACCGUUUUCAUGUUGGUGGUCUGGACAGCGCAUGCGGCUUUGCAAGCUGGGUUGGCACAACACGAACAAGCCAAGACGAAGGCGGAAUGGUUCACAGCUUGUCACAGCUAGGUGCAGUGAUAUUCUGCAAGACCAAUGUCCCAAUGAGCAUGAUGAUGGGCGAAACCACGAACAACAUCAUUGGACGCACGGUAAAUCCCUAUAAUCGUAAUCUCUCAGCUGGAGGUGCUUGUGGUGGUGAAGGUGCUUUGCUMGCCCUCAAAGGCUCUCCGCUUGGCAUUGGGACCGACGUCGCAGGUUCUGUUCGCAUUCCUUGUGUCUUCAAUGGGCUUUGGGGUCUCAAGUGCUCCGAAGGCCGUCUACCCCAAAAUGGAAUAUCUACCGUGCUUUCUGKGCUGCCCACCGCCUCCGGCAGUAUUGGUAUCAUGUCUGCUGAUUUUGGCGGUGUCUCGACAGUGUUCAAACGUCUGCUGGAUUCCAAACCAUGGGCGUCGAAUAUGUAUGUACUUGAGCUUCCUUGGAGACAAGAAAAAAUCGAUGCCAUUCGUCGACGCAAGAGCUCCAAUGGCUCCUCCGCAGAUGGUAAACUUGUAUUUGGGGUCAUGGAGUCAGAUGGCCAUGUCAAGCCUCAUCCGUCCACUGCAAGAGCAAUCUCUGUGACGACUCAGGCGCUUCAGCGCUGUGGCUACGAGAUUGUCAGUUGGAAGCCUCCGCCUCACGCCCCAGCUGUGACCAAUCUCUUCCAGAUCUUCGGCUCGACUUCUGCUAAAGAAGCACGCGAGGCCAUUGACGCCAGCGGAGAACCUCCUGUGGCUCAACUUUCAGACUGGUAUGAGCAAGGAAAYGUUCCACCCAACGAUACUGCGGAGUUCUGGGAUCUGUGUGCCCAACGCGACAAAUACCGUGCUCAAUUUGCAGCCUACUGGGCCUCAACCGGCGACCUUACACGGUACGGUCGCGUGCCCGACGGUGUCAUUCUACCUGCGGCGCCGACCACAGCGGUGCAGAGUGGCGAGUUUCAUUAUUAUGGCUAUUCUGCCAUAGCUAAUGUUCUGGAUUUCCCUUCUGGAACGAUUCCCAUCACAUUUGGGCAUCGUGAUCUGGAUGAGAUGGAGGAGCGAACGACUUUGAAUGACCUGGAUGAAAAGGUGCAUAUGUCUUUUAACAAGGACGACUCACACGAUAUGCCUGUUGGACUGCAAGUCAUGUGCCCGCGCUUGCAGGAAGAGCAGGUGUUGGCUCUGAUGGAAGCUAUUGCCGAGGCUUUGGCCCAUACGGCCUGA